Molecule: messenger RNA, 243 nt
Organism: Peronospora matthiolae
Lineage: Eukaryota; Oomycota; Peronosporomycetes; Peronosporales; Peronosporaceae
Source: the annotation of a GenBank genome assembly
AUGAAUUCAACAACGUUCGACAAGGUUGACAAGCUCGACGGUUCCAACUACCAGUUAUGGAGUUUUAAGAUGAUGAUGUACUUACGGUCUCGGGGACUGUGGGGUCAAGUGGAUGGGAGCUCGCCGCCAGACCGUGCGCUGAUGAAGCAAGCGCAUGCGGCAAUCGUGCUGAGUCUUACUGACUCGCAGGUACUACACGUGAUCACGACGGAGACGGCUAUGGACGCAUGGAACAUGCUGUAG